AUUCACCAAGAAAAAGAGGAAGAUGAGACGCACCAAUCAGAACAGACAAUCAGAACAGCUGUCUGCCAUAGACGCUGAUUGCAGCCAAUCAGCGUCACUGACAGAAUUUUAAAAAUUCAACCGCCAUUGUUAUGUUUCUUAAUCAGGCUCCGCUCACUGUUCGUUGGGCUCGAAAGAAAUAUCUCUCAAAAAUGGAGUCUAGGUUUGCUGACCUUCGGCGGCGAGACACGAGUGUGUCAAUGCUUCGAGUGAAGCAGUCACGCCGGAGAUCUCAAUGCCAAAAACAGAACCGGGAGCAGAUGGUGAACACUCGCAGGCAGCUGGACAAACUGCCAGAAGCGGACGUGUCUUCCCAGGACGUCUCCAUGGUGACUACCAGCAUGUCCACUGUUCAGGAGGAGACACAGAUCAAAGCCACACCAGCCAACACUGCAGCAGCAGACAGGCUGAAGCAGUUGCAGAAAUGGAAAGAGCAGAAAGAGCUGAAGAAGGAAAAGGAAAAAAGAGAGAGAGAGUCAAAAAGAGUGUUCAAAACUGGCCUCUAUCAACCCAGAGACCCAUUCAGUUUUGCUCCGCUGCCUCCCGUCCCGUCUGCUGCAUCCAGUUCCAGAGAGAAAAAAGUUAACAUAGCUCCACCCCCGAGCAGCAGAGUCACUCGCUCCAUGAAACAGCCCCUGCAGGAACCACAGAGGCCUCUGGCAAAGCAGCAUCAGAACACUCGGGUGAACAAAGUCCAGCCAGGCGUUGAGCGCCCGACCAGGAGCCGUGCUGCUGCUUCCAAACCCUCCGCUGCCACCAAGACCAGUGCAGGCUGUCCUGCUGCGUCAGGGCCAGGCGGUCGAGCAGUAUCGACCAGAUCGGCCAACAGGCCUCCGGUUACUAAAGCUCAGGCUCAGGCGAAAGACAAUCCUAAGGCCAGAGACGGAAGAACCACAAGGAACAUAGCAAUUGUCAACCCUCUGCUGCCCUCGCCUGGAGAAGGAAGGAACUGUAAAGCUGUUAGCACCACAGUCCAGCCUGAUGAGCACAUGGAAGCUGAGGUCACUGAACCUCCGGUCCAGGAACAAGAGAAAACCGUUUGUCCUCCAUGCCCCACGCCUGGCCGUGAGGACGGAGCCACGGCGGUGAGCCCAGCUCCAGAGGCAGCCGCCCCAGCUGCGGGUUCUGCUGCGGGUUCUGCUGCUCCUUCAUUUGCCCCAGACGGUUUCAUCUUUCAGGCCCCUGCCGGCCUGUCGGCCUUCAAGUUUGAUCCUCUCACCCCCCGAUCAGCAGAGGCCUUCUUCACUCCCAGGCCCAGUUUCACUCUCCCACCACCACCAGUGUUCAGUGAUGAACCUCCAGCUGAGCCUGUAGAGCCCACUCCCCCCAAGCCUCCCGGCUGCUCUCCCCUGCGCAGCGUUCCGACCUCAGCCAGCCCACAUGAGUCAAAGCAUGACGUGUCCUACUUCAGAUCAGAAAUGUCCGAGACAGACAGACUGACAGACCUUUGUCUCCGCUGGGAGUCCAGAGUGGAGGACGAGACCAUCCCAGAGGAGAUGAGAGAGCGAAUGCGCACAGCAGUAGGCCAGGCCAGGCUGCUGAUGAAGGAGCGCUUCAACCAGUUCAGCGGCCUGGUGGACGACUGUGAGCUGAGCCGCGGAGAGAAGGUCACCACCUGCACCGACCUGCAGGGCUUCUGGGACAUGGUGUACUUCCAGGUGGAAGACAUCAACAGGAAGUUUGAUGCCCUGAGAGAAGCAGAGGGCCGCGGCUGGUUGGAGGAGCUGAAGCCGCCCCCACGACGGAGGAGAGCGGUGAAGAAAACUUCGGCCGUUACCGCCAAGCCGACAGGAAACAAAGCUGCAGCCAAGUCUCGCCUGGCGGCGGUGAAAGCAGCCAUGAAAGCCCGACAGCAUGCAGAGAAGGCAGAGGACACAGGGGGCGCUGUUGGCAGGCAGGAGCCACUGGAAGGUCUCUCCCAGCUGGAGAGCCCGGCCACACCAUCAACCCGGCGAUCCAGCCGCCUGAGCGCAGCGGUGUUGCCCCAGACGGUGUUGCCCCAGGCUUCCCCUGCUCCAGGUUACCCCUCACCCCGGAGAGUCACCCGCCACUCCCUUGCAUUGACCCAGACCCCUGUUCCUGCUCCCCCCGCUCAGCCUGUCCACUCUGCACAGAAACACCUGGACUACAAAUCCCAGCAAGAAGCUCCUCAUGUCUCCCAGAAGCAGAACGCUUCUCUCUGCUGCUCUCCUGAGAUGGAAGUUCCUUCAGACGAGCCCCAGAACCAGACGAGUCCCAACCAGUGCUCUGAGCAGGAAGCGGUGUCGGAAGACCUUUCAACUCUUUCUGUGGAAAACAAACCCAGUAAUGUCAUCAACGUCAGACUUUGCCCGUCUCCAUGUCAAACCCCUGCGGUCCAACCACCAGCCCGUCCCCCAUCCCACCAGGUUCCCAUGGAGACCCAGCCGUCCAGCUCUCCCACUCCAGAUGUUUCAGUCGUUGAGGAAAUUCCUGGUUUGGACUUUGAACGUUAUUUCCAGCCGUCGCAGAGAUGCAGUAUGUCACCGGGGGACACUGUUGCCAUAGAGAUGUCGUCAUCUAUAGAAAUGGAGAGUCCUAAAGGACAACCUGAGGAGCUGGCAGAGCUCUCAGCGGUGUCUUCAGUGUUCAGUCCUCAAUCACUACAGGUGCAGACUGCGCAGUCGGCCCUGCUGCUCUUCACCCCGGACCUGAAGGACCGGACACGUCUGUCCACCUGUCCAAGUGACCUCAUGGUCUUCACCCCUCCAAACAUGUAAAAGUUUCUCUUACAUUGCUCUGUUUUAACUUAAACAUGUCAAAACAGAACAAUGUUUUUGACUUAAACAUGUCAAAACAGAACAAUGUUUUGACAUGUUCUGUCAAAACAUUGCUGGGUGGACGGUGCUUGGUUCUUGUUGGUCUCUGGAUUCACGUUCACUCAUUUUCUCCUCGCUAUGACCCUCUAAGAACUCCUCUAGAAAGAAGAAACAGAAGUAGUCUGGGGAAAAAGAAAAAUCUGAGUUUUGUAUAUUCAGUAGAAAAUUUUACUUAUUUUGAA
This is a messenger RNA of Poeciliopsis prolifica (blackstripe livebearer), 3058 nucleotides long. It is a transcript of the gene dlgap5, whose product is annotated as discs, large (Drosophila) homolog-associated protein 5. Gene Ontology annotation, biological process: signaling; centrosome localization; regulation of mitotic cell cycle. The transcript is spliced from 19 exons. The record is from RefSeq and is a predicted model, not a curated record. Gene Ontology annotation, molecular function: microtubule binding. Gene Ontology annotation, cellular component: cytoplasm; nucleus; spindle pole centrosome. The coding region runs from base 132 to 2777 and encodes 881 amino acids. Lineage: Eukaryota; Metazoa; Chordata; Actinopteri; Cyprinodontiformes; Poeciliidae.